AUGGCGUUUGCAUCUACAUGUGGCAACCAAACGGAUGCUAAUGCAAAUUGCUUUAUCAGAGAUAGCUCAGUUACAGUGAUGCCUUCUAAGCCAGGUUUCCUCUACGCGGGCCUAUUGUCUAAAAGCCUUAAGAAUGAAAGUCAACAUUCCAGGCAAAGGAGAUCCUGCUUUGGAAACCGUCGCGAAAGACGGUCAUGUGUGGGCACUAAAGAUCCACCGCCAAAAGGAUUUCUUAGCACUGUGUUUCCGAAGUAUGAUUCAAAUACAGACGUUAACUACACCUUGACCAUCACCCAAUCGAGUUGUUUGUAUUGGUCAGAGAACACAGAGGAGUGGACCGCAGAAGGUUGCCGGGUUAGCCAAGACUCGAACACCACCCAUCUUAAAUGUCUCUGCAAUCAUUUAACAUCUUUUGGUGGAAAUUUUAUCCAAGCACCAAACCCAAUUGACUUCGACAAAGUUUUUACCGGGUUUUUAAACCUUGCUGAAAGUGACAAUAUUUCAGUACUUGUGAUAAUUGCCUGUAUUUUCCUCCUGUACCUCGUUGUCUUAAUCUUUGCAAGGAGGGCCGACAAGAGAGAUCUAGACAAGAUUUGCCCACCCAAAUUGAUACCGCUUGUGAAAGAAGGAGCCUAUUAUUAUGAUAUGGUUGUAAGCACUGGCGUUUGGAAACAUUCCGCAACAACAGCUAACAUAACAAUCAGUAUCAAGGGGAAAAAUUAUGAGCAGAGUCAAAUUCCAUUGAGGGAGAAAGGGGAGUGGAGCGAGCUUUUCGGACGUGGGAGUAUUAACGGCUUUGUUCUCGUGUUGAAAGAAUCCAUUGGCCCUUUGAGAGAAAUUACUUUGGCUCACGAUAAUUCGGGUGAUAAUCCGUCUUGGUUUGUAGAAAGCGUAGUUAUCCAAGACCGCCAGACCGAAGAAAGGUGGGUUUUCCCUAUAAAUAGGUGGCUUGCGUUGGAAAAAGACGACGGCCAAAUAGAGGUUACUGUGGACAGCAAAUCUCGCUCUGCCUUCUCAGCUCAGGUGCGUUCGUGCUUUGCCAGAAAAAUUGCCGACAGUCACUUGUGGAUGUCAGUGUUUGGAAAAGCAUGUAGCAGUAUCUUCACACGUGUGCAAAGAGCUUCAUGUUGCCUUUCAGUUCUGUUUAGUGCAAUGAUAGCAAAUGCCAUGUUUUAUAACACUGGUGGUGAAUCAGAUGGUGCGAUACAAGUUGGGCCUUUCAAGUUUUCUUGGAGACAGAUAGUCAUCGGAGCACAAAGUGGCAUUAUCAUUGCACCAGUAAACAUAAUAGUUGCCUUCUUAUUUAAGUCCAGCAAACCGAGGAAGAAAAGGAGCGAAAAAUACCAAGUUACAGACGAGGCCCAACGACUUUUGGAUGAAAUAAAGGACACUGAUUACCUGCUUCCUCAUUUCUUUGUCUAUCUAGGCUGGUUUUUUUGCUUUUGUACAACUAUGACAGCAGCAACGUUUACGCUAUUUUACAGUUUGAUGUGGGGAAAAGAAACCUCUGAGGAGUGGCUUGCUUCUAUUCUAAUUUCCAAUGGACAAGAUAUUUUUGUUGUGCAGCCUACGAAGGUUAUGAUAGUAGUUAUCGUUAUUUCCUUUCUCCUGACAAGAAAGAACAAAGGCAAGUGCGAAGAAGAAGAAGAAGAAAAAGAGCCUGCUAUCGAUCUACAAGCAAUUGAGAUAGAUUUUUCGGGCGAUGAUCCCAAACAGCGCUUUGAGAAAUAUCAGCGGGAAAAGAUGAGGAAGAGAUCAAAAAAAGAAGCUCAGUUAACAAGUAUGACAAGAGACAUUAUUCUGCAUUUAAUAUUUGUAUUUCUUCUAGCCAUCGUAUCUUAUGGAAACAAGAAUGGAAAUCGUUUUCUGAUGACCACCGAGACGAGAAAUCGAUUCACGGAGUUUAAUCUGGUUAAGGAUGCGCACAGAUUAGAAGCAUGAUUAAAGAACGAAUUUAUAUUAAACAUUUAUAACCAGGCGUGGUACAACGGACUUGAAGAGAAAAACGACGUGUACAUCGGGAACAAGAUGUCGAUAUUGGUGGGAAUGCCGUGGUUGCGACAGCUCAGAAUUA
This is a messenger RNA of Pocillopora damicornis (cauliflower coral), 2074 nucleotides long. RefSeq names its product polycystin-1-like protein 2. Gene Ontology annotation, molecular function: protein binding; calcium channel activity; calcium ion binding. The record is from RefSeq and is a predicted model, not a curated record. Gene Ontology annotation, cellular component: membrane. Gene Ontology annotation, biological process: detection of mechanical stimulus. Lineage: Eukaryota; Metazoa; Cnidaria; Anthozoa; Scleractinia; Pocilloporidae.